Molecule: messenger RNA, 210 nt
Organism: Echinops telfairi (small Madagascar hedgehog)
Lineage: Eukaryota; Metazoa; Chordata; Mammalia; Afrosoricida; Tenrecidae
Product: cytochrome c oxidase subunit 6B1-like
Exons: 1
Coding region: 1-210 (69 amino acids)
Cellular component (GO): mitochondrion; respiratory chain complex IV; mitochondrial inner membrane
Source: RefSeq, a predicted model, not a curated record
AUGGCACAAGACAAACUCAAGAACGACCAAACUGCCCCUUUUGACAGCCGCUUCCCCAACCAGAACAAAACGAGGAACUGCCGACAGAAGUACCGGGGGUCCACUGCUAAAGAAGGCAAUGAGUGUACAUACAAGUCGCUUUGCCCCAUAUCCUGGGUGUCCACCUGGAAAGACCGCUGGGCUGAAGGCACCUUUCCUGGGAAGGUCUGA